UGUGUCCGCGACCUAUAAAAACGAUGCUGCUUCAGACAGGACAGUUCACCUGCUCGACCAGUCCGGGAGACACUGCAGCUGAAACUAUGGACCUCUUCUCUCUGGUGUCGGUGGUCUUGCUGUUGGCUGCACCCGUCAGGCCCCAGUCGAUGCACCCUUCUCGCGUUAACGACUACGUGGACGAGAUCCUGGAGGAUAGGCUUCCAGGCGAGGUGAACAGCCAGAUCCAUCUGCCGGCCUUCACUCGUGACGUCAGCCACGACUCGCACUACGGUUCGGUACUGUUCCAAUCGACUAACGUCAGCAAGCACGAGCGCAUGAAGCGCUGGGUCGACUGCAACGGCUCUGUCGCAGAGUUCCCCGAGCGAGUCGUCAUCUCAUGCGACGUCAGGUUCCCGGGCAUUCUGGUGCGCAUGGACAGUCUGCUGACGUACGACAGCAACGACACCUACCGGGUAGCAGCUCGCAUCUUCUACCCGCUCAGCACUCGGCUCGUCCUCCAGUUCGCGCCCUGGGAAAACCCUUCGGCCAACCUGACUCGACUGAGCGGCUUCGAGAAGCUGGAGGCCCGCUUUUGGGGCCUUGACAGGAGCGACCCCAAAAACCAGAAGCUCGCCUGGGGAUACGAGAAGGUCGCCAAGGACAUCGUCCAGCAGGUGGUCGCCGAACAAGUGGCACCGGCGCUGGGUAGAGCAGCCGCCAAGUACCGCUUCCCGUGCUGUCCGGACAGACCGUAGAGGAAAUCUCGAGCGUGCGAUGCGUAACGAUGCACACGCCGCAUGGGUUCUGUCCUCUGAAAAUGUGGCUCUCUGAAACUACGACCGCACCAGAAGCAGACGCGGAGGACUUUUAAACUUUCCCUACUGCGCCUGUUGAGCGUCGGUCAUCGGCGGUCGAUGAGAGCGGUCGUCUAUUUGAAAGUUGUAGCCGAGUUGCUUGGCUUUUUUGCUCCAUAUAGUGGGGUAUAGUUCACAAUAGAGCUUUUAUAUUAAGGAGCUUUGCAUUGACAGAAUGGUAAACGUUUUGUAUAAUUUGAUAUUUUCCUCGCCCUUUGCUUGUUUCUGUUGUUGUUCACGAUGUCCGGGCAAAUGUUGGUCGAAACUUUGUGUUAGAGAAAAUAAAUUUGGCUUUGAUAAUAAAAACUGUUUUGAAGCA
Messenger RNA from Dermacentor silvarum, 1155 nucleotides. RefSeq lists its product as uncharacterized. The coding region runs from base 24 to 737 and encodes 237 amino acids. The record is from RefSeq and is a predicted model, not a curated record. NCBI's taxonomy places the organism in Eukaryota, Metazoa, Arthropoda, Arachnida, Ixodida, Ixodidae. The transcript is spliced from 4 exons.